UUUCCUUCCAUUUGACAUGUAAAGUCAAAUCAGGAAGUGAGAUGCAGUGACAGAACAGAACGCAGCAGGCGCAGGAUGGCACUAUGUCUGCCUCUCGGCCUGCCAACAUGAGAGCCUCCCGGGGGAAGACCCCUCUCCUCCUGCUGCUGCUGGCGUUGAUCACACUGACUGGGACAGUGCUGUGUCAAGAGGAAGGUGACGGUGCACCAGAGGAGGAAGUUCAAGAAACAGAGGAAUCAAACCCGGAGGAUGUCGACCCAGACCCAGUGUCGUCCACGACUGCUCCUGAGGGAACUUCUCCGACAGACCUAGAAGCCUCAGAAGAACCAGGUACAAAGGAACCUGAAGAAUCAGGAGACGAUGAGGGCCUAGAAGGUACAGGGGAGUCACGCGAAGGAGAAUCCACCGCAACACCAGAGGAGGACGACACUCUGGGUCUCAUCAUCAUCCCCGUCCUCGUGGUGCUGGUGGUCGUGAUCAUCGGCUUGAUCGUUUGUGGGAUUUUCAUCAGCCGCAAGUGGAACAGAAACAAGAGAAAUCAAGAGCUCAGGAAGGAUGAUCCAUAUCUGGAUGGACCCAGCGAGGAGAAGGUGCCAAUGCCCAUGUUUGAAGAAGACGUCCCCUCGGUGCUGGAGCUAGAAAUGGAAGAGAUGGACCAAUGGAUGAAAAAAGACGGUGAAACUGCAGAGGACUCUAAUCAUGCAGGAUUCUAAUUAUGGUCAAAGAGACGCUCUCCCACCACACGAGGACACACACUCUUCAGAGCAGCGUUGACAACGUGGACGUUUUGACCUUUCUACAAUAAUCCUGCAACAUUUUUCUCACUACAGGAGUUGAUUUUACUGCCUGGAAACAACAUUAUGAGACUUUGGGGGAACUCCCAAUCAUGACUUUUGUUUUUAAAGUAAAACCUUCAGUGAGAGAGAUAAAUCUCAUCGUCUGCGGUGGAGAGCAACGUGCAACAGCUGGACUUUCUUGUGUUGAACACUGGCUCUUUUUAAAUGUCAAUGAUCUGUGUUGCCACCUUGUAUUUCUUCUGCUGUGCUUUGCCUGUUUUUUAUUGUUUACUGUACUACAGCAGGGAAAUGUACUGUAUUUUCUGUCUCGUCGAAUCAGCUCCAAAAAGCUGUCCCCUGCUGAUUCACACUGUUAAAGACUCAGCGGCCGACACUCCUCUCCGCCCCACACAUAGACACCACUGCUCUCACUGGCUGCUGACGACUCAUCUGCGACUCACAGCCUCUUUAUUGUGUCAAACUGCGUGACUCCCUCCAGCUGCAGGUUUUUUUUUAAGGGGAAAUAUCCUGUUGAUGAUUGUAGGCAUGCAUGACAGGGAGGGCCACUCCUUCUUCAUGCCUGUGCAGAGCUGGUUCCGAGAAGGAGGUUUUAGUCAGAAGCCGAUUGAGAUCUCAGCGUGGGAAAUCAGACGCCUGCUGUGUCUUAGUCCUUUUGAUAAGUUACCGAAAUAGCUUUCUAGAAGCUGCUACUGAUAAGAUUUUGAUCUCACCAUAGAAUCGGACUGAAAAAGUGUCUCCACAGACGCUCUUAGAUGUUUUUUUUGCACCAGAUUUAGUCGAUACACUGAUCUGAACAAGUGUCUGUGACUAUUUUCCAGACCCUUGCUUUGUAAAUAUGAGAAUACAGAAAACCAGGGGAGAUUAUUUUCAUGGAGCGCCUUCUGUAAAUAUUUCAUAUGAGGCUGUGGUGUUUUUUUUUAUUACUUUUUGCUGAUGAACCUUUGAAUAAAAUGUCAAAGUGAAAA
This is a messenger RNA of Platichthys flesus (European flounder), 1762 nucleotides long. RefSeq names its product transmembrane protein 154 (gene tmem154). Bases 84 to 713 code for a protein of 209 amino acids. The record is from RefSeq and is a predicted model, not a curated record. Lineage: Eukaryota; Metazoa; Chordata; Actinopteri; Pleuronectiformes; Pleuronectidae. The transcript is spliced from 9 exons.